Messenger RNA from Hippocampus comes (tiger tail seahorse), 1262 nucleotides. RefSeq names its product supervillin-like. The record is from RefSeq and is a predicted model, not a curated record. NCBI's taxonomy places the organism in Eukaryota, Metazoa, Chordata, Actinopteri, Syngnathiformes, Syngnathidae. Bases 152 to 1024 code for a protein of 290 amino acids. The transcript is spliced from 4 exons.
CAGCUUCCAAAAAGACUUCUCCUUUGACGAAAAAGGUGAUCCAAUCAAAGUUCCGAAAGACACAGAUGUUAGUCUCUUGGCUAAUCUCAACAAAGUCUCUGAGUUGAGGAAACGAUUUGAAGGCAUCACCACAAGCGCGAGUGAUUGGGAAAUGAACAGAAAAGAGCGCAUCGCUCGGCGUGUAGAAGGCAUUGAGGGUGAGGUGCAUCCAUCCCUGCUGCCCAAUCUGGUGGCCAACCGACUUCUGGAAGAGGAUACACCACGAUACACAAGAGCCUCUGACCCCUGCGAGCCAUGCGGUGUUACUGUGCAGAGGUACGGGAUGGAAGGGUUUGAAAAUCCAGAUCUGCAGCCGAUGGUUCCCGAGCGACAGUCCAAAACUCAAUGCAGAUCUGAUCCUAAAGCCUCCAAUCGCACCGAUCAUGUCUCCGGUUCAUCCUCAUCCACCAAAGUGGCUCCAGAGCUCGAGUCCAAAGCUGAACGCAUUGCCCGCUACAAGGCGGAGCGGCGUCGGCAGCUAGCCGAGCGCUACGGCAUCUCUUUGGACCAGGAGCCGGACAUGGAGCAUCCAUCCCGGUACACUCGUACUCUGAAAGAGUCUGAGGGUUCCGAAAGGCGCAACCCAUCGGAGUUUGUUCCAGAUGCAGAGAGCGAUGUCGCAAUGAAUUCCUACGCCUCCACCAGUAGCCCCAGGAGAGGGCAAAGUGUGCCCCAACACGGCCACCCCGAGACCGGCUAUGAAAUGAGUCGAAGCAGAGUCGACUCGUUCUCAGAGAGGGAAAGACUGAUGAACUUGGAGAAUCAACGCAGAGCAGCCGCUCCUGAGUCCUCCACUUACAUGGAUGUUACAUCAUUGUCGUCCAGUGCUACAGUGCCUGCUAAGGACUACACAGCCACGGGCGUACCCCCAAGCUCGCCCAAGAUGAGCCGACGGCCUUCUAUCCCCUCCCCUAAACACGGGGUGUCACCCGGCGACCUCUUUAUUGAGCAGCAGGCCCAUAACAUACUCAACAGACAUGGGUGAGUACUUCUUUUCCAUUCUCAGAUAGUGUCUUGUGCACUGCAAACUUAAAAGAAUCGGUGUUUGGCAUAUCCCCAAGACCUGAUGUGUCCAUUUGCUACUGACCCUUCUUCUACUUUACACCGUGACAAAAUAUGGCAGAUUGAGAAACUUUGAGUUCAACUCCAGGCCGUGCUGUUGCAAUGGUGCUAUUGGCUUUGUGGCUGAGCAAAGUUAAUUGCUCCUCUUUGGCCUCUUUUUU